GGCGCCGUAUAAAUUUGCUCUAAAAUCAUCGAUUUCGACCAGAAACAACUGUCUUGAUACUAAUUUGGUGAUUUUUCAUUUGCUCCCUCGCAGCCAGAAUCAAGGAAAUUGGUGGCUACUUUGCAUCUCGAAACAUUUUCCUUCAUCAAUUACAGUUCACAGGCUUGACAGGGUAAAGAUGGAUCAUUUUGUGCUUACCUUUCGCCCCAAGGAAGAAUCUUCUGUCCCACAAAGACAGGUAUCGAAUGCUUUUCAACCUCGAAUGCCUACCAUCAAUGAAUAUGCCACUUUGACUGUCGGAACCUCUAGUACGAUUAAACAUCCUCUUGGUACCUCAAGUCUUGAUGGAGGAAACUAUGGAGCUCCUGCCUGUGCCAUAGAUUUCAUUGACGCGAUCUUACCAUCUACCUCUCUAAGCCCACUAGGAUUUACCAAGCCAUUAUCUGGUCAACCAAUCUCGGUCAAAAUACCUACUACCAAUGCUGUUUGUACAUCUUGGUGUGAGUACACGAUGCAGUAUAUGACGUACGAUCCUACAACAGGCAUGCAAGUCUUGCCAAUCCCAGUCGAUCUAUUGGCUAGAUUCAUCAUCGAAGAAGCCAUCAAAGCCGAUACUCCUCUACAAAAGCUUGCCCAUAUCUGUUUGGUUAAAUACUCUUGUUAUGAAAAAGGAUCUCGUGAGUCGGAAGUCGUGAGUUUGGUUUGGGGGUUGAUUCAGAAACAUGUACAUUGAUAGGGUCAAUCCUCAACCUGGGGUUUACUUUGUGUUUCGGAUUGUUGAGGAUUAUGAGGUCGGGGUUUGGGACAUUGAACAGCAGAAUCAUGAUAGAGAGUGUAAUUAAUCAAUUUAGAGGCAUAUUUGGGUGAUUACUUGGGUAUUGGUUCGAUUAAUUGGGCGUUUGAGGAUCUCCGUGAGUUCUUAUCGAUGGUAUUUAUUGAGAUGUUUUUGUGCUACAUUGAGAAGAAAUUGGUUGGUCCUAGUCAAAUAAUCUUGUGAAUACAAUAAAUGAGAUCAGGCA
Molecule: messenger RNA, 1019 nt
Organism: Botrytis cinerea B05.10
Lineage: Eukaryota; Fungi; Ascomycota; Leotiomycetes; Helotiales; Sclerotiniaceae
Exons: 2
Coding region: 179-733 (184 amino acids)
Source: RefSeq, a predicted model, not a curated record